Molecule: messenger RNA, 2898 nt
Organism: Octopus bimaculoides (California two-spot octopus)
Lineage: Eukaryota; Metazoa; Mollusca; Cephalopoda; Octopoda; Octopodidae
Product: inositol oxygenase
Biological process (GO): inositol catabolic process
Cellular component (GO): cytoplasm
Molecular function (GO): iron ion binding; inositol oxygenase activity
Source: RefSeq, a predicted model, not a curated record
UUUUCUUUCUUUCUUUCCGUUAGUCCCUCCAUCCAUUCAUCUAUCUAUCUUUCUAUCUGUCUAUCGUCGCCUGAUAGUUUAUAUAAAAGGCCCACUGCUCGAUAAACAAAUCGCACUUCUGAUGUGAAGGAAAAACUUUCGUUCUCAGCUUGAAGAAAGAAUUGAAACAACGAAAACAACAACAACAACAACAACAAUAGCAACAGUAACUAUCGCAAAUUGAUCAUAAUGACUGCUGCAUUGGACAGCAAUAUUAUGUCUCCGUUUAUAAGGGAGAAACUGGUUUAUAACCACGACGCGGCCAAAGAAAACCAUUCCUUCAGGAACUUUGACAAAUGUGAUUCCGAUUCGCAGGUGUACAACACCUACAAGCAAAUGCACACGUUUCAAACUGUCGACUUUGUGAAAGAAUCCCACGGACGAUGGACCAGAUUCGAUCAUGUUGAAAUGUCUAUAAUGGAAGCUCUGGAAAUGUUAAACAACUUGGUGGAUGAAUCCGACCCGGACAUCGAUCUCAGUAACUCUUUCCAUGCGUUUCAAACGGCAGAAGGAAUACGUAAAGAGUACCCCGACGAAGACUGGUUUCAGUUGACGGGACUCAUACACGACCUAGGUAAAGUUAUGGCCCUCUGGGGUGCACCGCAGUGGUCGGUGGUCGGCGACACCUACCCGGUCGGCUGUAGACCAGCUCCUUCGGUCGUUUAUGCCGACAGUACUUUCAACGACAACCGCGAUUUUAACAACCCGAAAUUCAACACGAAACUCGGUAUUUACGAAGAACACUGUGGUCUGAGUAAGGUACUCAUGUCUUGGGGCCACGAUGAGUACAUGUACCAAGUACUGAAACACAACACUUGUUACCUACCCGAGGAAGCUCUCUGUGUCAUUCGAUACCAUUCUUUCUACCCAUGGCACACCUGUAAUGAUUAUGGUUACCUGUGUGACAACAAAGAUCAAGAAAUGUUGAAAUGGGUUCAAAAUUUCAACCCGUUCGAUUUGUAUACCAAAUCACCCGUCAUUCCGGACGUUGACGAAAUCCGACCACAUUACGAAAAAUUGAUUGAAAAAUAUAUCCCGGGUAAAUUAAAAUGGUAAAAAAACAUUUUUUUUUUAAAGAAAAAGAAACAGAUUUUCUAAUGAAUUAUUAUAACAAAUGAAAUUGCUCAACUAUUUUGUUGUAAAUAUAUUCAAAAACUGUAUUCUUGGUCGCAAGCGGGGUGGAAAAUUUAAUAAGACAACCUAGGAACAACAAAGAUCCGAGUGAACAACUGAAAGUGAAUUUAAUGGGAAAUUUGAAAGGAGAUAAAGAUGGAUAAAAAUUGUGUUUUAAAUGUAUUUAAAAAGGCAAGAUAUAAAGCGAAAUUCAAGUAAGAUUUUAAAAGGAAAAAAAAAAAAAAACGGUAAAAGAUGAACUGCAAAAUGUCUGCGACCCCUGCGAUGCACUUUUAUUGUAAAAAAAAAACAAAAAAAAAACAAAACAAACAGAAGGCCUUACAAUGGGAAAGCGAUCAUUAGAAGGAUGUUAUGAAAGAGGGAAAUGAUAAUUAUUGCGUUGAUGUUCAUGAUGAUGAUGCUGGGAGUGGUUGUGUUGGUGUUAGUGUUGGCAGUAGUCGUGGUCUUGAUUGGAUUGGUUUUGAUAUUUAAGUGGGUUUAUUUUAUUUUUUAAUUAUCUUUUGAGAGUGGUCUGAUUAUACACAUUGCUAUGACAUCGUGCUAACGUGUGCGUGUGUGUGUAUGUACAACAUAUAUAACACAUAUAUGCAUAUAUAGUGUGUACAUGUAUGUAUAUAGUACAUGUUGCUUAAUUGUAUAUAUGUACAUAUAUUGUAUAUAAGUGUAUGUACAUACAUAUAUAUAUAUUUGUUAUCCAUAUUUACAGUUGAAAAGAUCUCAAGGAUCGAAACCAGUACUGAAAUGUUUUUUAUAAAAGUAUUUUAGCAUCUUCUACCUUGUCUUUUUUCCAUAUAUAUAUAUAUGUAUAUAUUGUAUGUGAAUCAAUGUAUAUAUAUAUAUAUAUAUAUAUAAAUGUAUGCGUGUGUAUGUAUGUGUAUAUAUGAAAGAGCGGUACGUCAUUGGAUGUUAAUGCAUAUAUAUAUAUGUAUAUGUGAGCGACAGCUCAAGUGAGUGUGUAUAAAUAUUGCUAUAAAGCGUAGGCUGAUGUAACGCGUGUAUGCUUCAAAGUGGGGCUUUUUUAUUUUUUUAUUUUUUAUACCAAUUCUACAUUUUUCAAUUUGUAAAUAUCUCAAAUAUAUACAUUUCCUUUUAUACAACGGCUUUCCAAAAACUUUCAUUUGCCUCCGCAGCACUCUCCCCCCCCCACACACACGUUAACAAAUCCAUCAGGUGGGAAACUAAAAAAGAAAAUUCUUGAAAAUAAAAAACGAUUGUGUGUAUAUAUAUAUAUAUAUAUAUAUAUAUAUACAUACACCAACACACACAUAACUAUAUCUUUUGUUGAACCAGCUGAUGUUAAUGCGUUCGGUGAUACAGGUUCAUGAAAACUUACGCCCCAUCUCAAUAUAUAUAUAUAUAUAUAUAUAUAUAUAAAAUUGUUGACAAGUUCUCUCUCCCUCUCGAUGUGUAUGUACAUGUGUAUAUAGUGUAUAUAUGUCCAGCAUAUGUGCGUGUGCAUACAUAGACAUACACGUAUAUGUACAGACACACAUGCUGACGUGUUAUAAGUGUAUAUAUAUAUAUAUAUAUACACACAUGCACACGUACACACACACACUUGCGCGCGCACAUACACCUAUGCAUUCAUGUAUUGGAGAAGGCCCGAAUCAAAGUGCGCGUGACCCGUUUCAACAUGUCGAGUUUGUUAACGUUUCUCAUGACUACAACAUUGAACGUGUGCAAAUAUGCGGAAUCCGUAAAAAAUAAAGAAGGAAAUCCAUUUGU